AUGCCCGGCAAGCGGAUCGAGGGCCAGCUGAAGUGCGUCGCCGUGGUGGUCGGCGAGGCUCUCCAGCUCAGGCAGGGCCACGCCGUGCUCGACUGGGGCAGCGGGUGCGGUUGGUUCCUCACGUGGCUGUGGGCGCUGUUCGGCGCCAGGGGAUACGGCAUCGACGCGUCGCCGGCGAUGCUCGGGUGGGCCCAGGAGUACUCGCAGGGCGAUUUCUGCCAGUGGAGCGCCCUGGACCUCCGCUGGGUACCAGAUGCGUCCUUUGACGCGGUGACCUCCUAUCGGUCUGGGCACUCUACCAUUUGCCGUCGGUGUGGCACCAGUGCAAAUUGGCGCGCCAGCUGAUCCUGAAGCUUCGACCAGGUGGCAGGGCUUGGUUCGGCGGGAACGUGCCCAGCCCGGUGCUCCGCAUCGCGGGGGAGGUCCCCUUCACCAGGGACCAGUGGCAGCGCUGCCUGGAGCGCGCGGCGCGGCGGCACAGG
Messenger RNA from Prorocentrum cordatum, 482 nucleotides. The record is from the annotation of a GenBank genome assembly. NCBI's taxonomy places the organism in Eukaryota, Dinophyceae, Prorocentrales, Prorocentraceae.